Messenger RNA from Rhineura floridana, 1678 nucleotides. RefSeq names its product mex-3 RNA binding family member A (gene MEX3A). NCBI's taxonomy places the organism in Eukaryota, Metazoa, Chordata, Lepidosauria, Squamata, Rhineuridae. Gene Ontology annotation, molecular function: RNA binding. The record is from RefSeq and is a predicted model, not a curated record. The coding region runs from base 20 to 1627 and encodes 535 amino acids. The transcript has 3 exons.
UCCCCAGCCUUUGUUAGCCAUGCCUAGCCUGGUAGUGUCAGGGAUAAUGGAAAGGAACGGGGGCUUCGGGGAUCUGGGCUGCUUCCCGGGGAGCAGCAAAGACAGGGCGCUGCUGGAGGACGACCGGGCGCUGCAGCUGGCCCUGGACCAGCUCUGCCUGCUGGGCUUGGGGGAGCCCUCGGCCGCCGCCGCGCCCUCCGCCUCGGCCUUGGGGGGCGGCGGCGGCGGCGGGCCGGAGGACAGCAGCAGCAACCAGCCGGCGCAGCCCCCGCCGCCGCAGCCGCCGCCGCCGCAAGCGCCCCUGCCGCCGCCGCCACCACCGCCUCCUCCUCCGCCGCCGCCGCCAGCUUCAGCCCAGCAGCAGCCGCCCCCGUCGCAGGCGGCUCCCAAAGGCUCCGCGGCGGCGGCCCUCUGCGUCCUGUACAAAGAAGCCGAGCUGCGCCUCAAGAGCAGCUCCAACACCACCGAGUGCGUCCCGGUGCCCAGCUCCGAGCACGUGGCCGAGAUCGUGGGCAGGCAAGGUUGCAAAAUCAAAGCUCUGAGGGCAAAGACCAACACUUACAUCAAGACUCCAGUACGUGGUGAAGAGCCUGUCUUCAUGGUGACUGGGCGGAGGGAGGAUGUUGCCAUGGCGAGGAGGGAAAUAAUUUCUGCCGCUGAGCACUUCUCCAUGAUCCGGGCCUCUCGUAACAAGGCUGGCACCGCCUUUGGCAGUGCCCCCACCUUGCCGGGACAAGUCACCAUCCGGGUUCGGGUCCCAUACCGCGUGGUGGGCUUAGUGGUGGGACCCAAAGGAGCCACCAUCAAGCGGAUCCAGCAGCAGACCAACACCUACAUCAUCACACCCAGCCGGGACCGGGACCCCGUCUUUGAGAUCACAGGGGCCCCAGGCAACGUGGAACGAGCCCGAGAGGAAAUUGAAACCCAUAUAGCCGUCCGGACAGGCAAGAUCCUAGAAUACAACAAUGAGAACGACUUCCUGUCCAGCAGUCCCGACUCUGGCAUGGAGAACCGUUACUCAGAGGCCUGGCGUGUUCAUACUCCCGCCCCUGGCUGCAAGCCUCUCUCUACCUUCCGUCAAAACAGCCUUGGGUGCAUUGGCGACUGCUCUGUGGACCCUGCCUAUGAAACACCCCGGCUGAACGACCAAAAUGAUUUCAAUUACAGUUACCUCUUCCCUAACUAUGGUGUCAACAAACAAGAUCUGUAUUACGGGGUGCCAGAAUCUGGUGCUCCUUUGUGGGCCGGGCAGGAAAACACCAACCCUGUCUCAGUCCUUUUCUCCAAGCAGCAACGAUCUAGCAAUACUGGCGCUAUUCAUCCCAACUCACACCGCUCCCCAUCCUCAUCUAUACAAGAGCCUACCCUCUCUGGGCUUCCUAGAAGGUCUCAGGGGGAGCCUUUGCAAGGGUUUUCCAAACUGGGUGCUUCCGCUGCCACCCGGACAUCCAUCUCCAGCAGCCGGGAGUGCAUGGUGUGCUUUGAAAGUGAGGUGACAGCGGCUCUGGUCCCCUGUGGCCACAACCUCUUCUGCAUGGAGUGUGCCGUGCGGAUCUGUGAGCGGACUGACCCGGAAUGCCCCGUGUGCCAUGCAGCAGCCACUCAGGCCAUUAGAAUAUUUUCUUAAAAACAGAAAGAGAGAGAGAGAAUAAACAUUGAGGGCUCUGGAUUGGGUGUU